Limanda limanda (common dab) is the source of this 778-nucleotide messenger RNA. Its product is annotated as ADP-ribosylation factor 3. The transcript has 4 exons. The coding region runs from base 79 to 624 and encodes 181 amino acids. Gene Ontology annotation, cellular component: plasma membrane; cytoplasm. The record is from RefSeq and is a predicted model, not a curated record. Gene Ontology annotation, molecular function: GTP binding; GTPase activity. Lineage: Eukaryota; Metazoa; Chordata; Actinopteri; Pleuronectiformes; Pleuronectidae. Gene Ontology annotation, biological process: vesicle-mediated transport; intracellular protein transport.
CCCCUUUCGUCAACUGACACUGGCAUUCAGCCUCACAACUGAAGCUGCUCUCUGAAGUUUAAAAUCCUUAUCUGAAUCAUGGGAAACAUUUUUGGGAAUUUGCUGAAGAGCCUCAUCGGUAAGAAGGAGAUGAGGAUCUUGAUGGUGGGGCUCGAUGCUGCAGGGAAAACAACAAUCCUCUACAAGCUCAAGUUGGGGGAAAUCGUCACCACAAUCCCAACCAUCGGGUUUAAUGUGGAGACGGUGGAGUACAAGAACAUCAGCUUCACUGUGUGGGACGUGGGUGGGCAAGACAAGAUUCGCCCCCUCUGGAGACACUAUUUUCAAAACACACAGGGUCUAAUCUUUGUGGUGGACAGUAACGACAGAGAGCGUGUGAAUGAGGCACGAGAGGAGCUGAUGAGGAUGCUUGCUGAGGACGAGCUCAGGGAUGCAGUGCUCCUUGUUUUUGCCAAUAAACAGGAUUUACCAAACGCCAUGAACGCUGCUGAGCUCACAGACAAGCUGGGCUUACACUCCCUGCGCCACCGUAACUGGUACAUCCAAGCCACCUGCGCCACCAGCGGGGACGGGCUCUAUGAGGGUCUUGAUUGGCUGGCCAAUCAACUCAAGAACAAGAAAUAAGAAGACAACUGGAAACAGCAGCGGGCAGCUGCACCUAUCCACCUUUAUAUUGAUUUUUGUUUUUUUGAGAAUGGGGCUGUGGGUCAGGAACAAGGGUUUUGGUUGAUCGGUGCAAAGAAAGAUUCAGGGUCCUGAGGGAGAUUUUCAGCUUUCG